GGGUAAUCAGGUGGCAGAUGAUAGAUGUAAUCUAUACCAGAUUGGGGGGGAAAUUCCCAUGGAUGCCCAUGCAUGACAAAAAGGUAAAAGUCCUUCAGACUGAACUCUCGGUCAAUGCUUAAGCCAAAUUGAUAUCCGCCAAAAAGAAUUAUAAUUAUUGACCUCAUUUGAAGGGCGUUGAUGAGCAUUGACCACCCAGGCAAUGAACCUCAAAGAGUGGAAACCACCCGAACAGCACAGCACCACAUGACUAAGCGGCCCAUCAAACAAUUUUAAGGCUAAUGACUAUGUUUAUGCGGAAAACUUGUGAACCCCUGCGACACUGAAAAACCGCCUAACUAAUUGAUACUGAAAGCAAAACGGUUAUCAUAAUAGUAUUAUGUGUGGGAGGGUUGACAACUUGUAAACAAAUAUUGUUAAAAACUUUGUUUUGUUUCUGGUCGUGGGAGCACUAUUUACGGUUUACACAAUAUUGUAAAAAUACGUAUACGCCGCUUGGGUCAUGCCCCAGCAAGCAAACAACGCCAGCGGACAGUGAGGCCGAUGAGCAAUGCUUGAUGGGCGGGCGAUUAAGCGCCAUUAAAAAAGCGUUUUAUGGUUUGGUAAAAAUCGCGAAUAUACCAGUUGGCAAACUCUAUAAAAUCAGUUAGUGCCAGUGGUUUUGCAUUCAGUCUGCGUUCGAGGAUUACACACAAAACAACCACCAAAAACAACAAAUAUGUCUGCAAAAAAUACAAGAAAUUGCCUCUGGCUGGGCCUAGUCGUGUCGGCCACAGUUCUGCAGAUGGUUCAGGGCCAGUACUAUGGAUAUCCGUACUAUGGUGGGGGAGCGGGCGCCGGCGCUGGAUUGGGUGGCGGCUAUGGGAACAUGUAUGGUAAUGCCUAUGGCUACGGUUAUCCCAGCUACGGCGGAUAUCCCUACUACUCAUAUCCGAGCUACAAUCCCUAUUCGAUAUACGGCCAGUACGGUCAGUACGGUCAGUCCCAGUAUGGCUAUCCCAGUUACGGCGGCUUCCCGUACGGCGGAGGCAACGGAAUGAACACGGCCUAUGCCAGCAGCAGUGGCGGCUUUGCCACAGCCAGUGCGGGGAGCGGCGGCUACUACGGCUAACCCUGGAGUGAUAAUAAUUUCCUAUUACCCUAAGCUAGUUAAAGUGUAAAUAUUGGUUAAUAAUUUUUUUUUUCAUAAAAAAUAUGUGUUUUAGCACGAAUAAAUGUGUGAGAAACAUUCGCAAA
This is a messenger RNA of Drosophila pseudoobscura, 1236 nucleotides long. Its product is annotated as neuropeptide-like protein 29. The record is from RefSeq and is a predicted model, not a curated record. The transcript has 2 exons. The coding region runs from base 719 to 1111 and encodes 130 amino acids. NCBI's taxonomy places the organism in Eukaryota, Metazoa, Arthropoda, Insecta, Diptera, Drosophilidae.